Aethina tumida (small hive beetle) is the source of this 3647-nucleotide messenger RNA. RefSeq names its product protein arginine N-methyltransferase 9. Gene Ontology annotation, biological process: peptidyl-arginine methylation. Bases 337 to 2550 code for a protein of 737 amino acids. The record is from RefSeq and is a predicted model, not a curated record. NCBI's taxonomy places the organism in Eukaryota, Metazoa, Arthropoda, Insecta, Coleoptera, Nitidulidae. The transcript has 8 exons. Gene Ontology annotation, molecular function: protein binding; protein-arginine omega-N monomethyltransferase activity.
UUGAGAUAACCUAGUAAAAUUGGCAAUAUUACAAAAUAGUGUUAAAUUGAAUAUGACAUUUGUGUUUUACAUGGGCCAUUUAAGUAGUGUUUCUUUCUAAAAUUUUGAAAUUCGUAAUAUUAUUUUGCUAAGUAAUAUGUGAAAAAUCUGAAUUUCAAUCAAAACGCACCACUGUCAUAAAAUAUAUCAAAUUUCCGACUGUAGAAUAUAAAUUUGUGUAAAUAUUUUUAAGUAGUAGUUUUCAAUCUAACUGGUAACACUGGCCAAUGUUUUAAACAAAAGUCUGACAGCGUAAAUAGUUAUGUUUACAGUCUAAGCCAAUAUAUCAAAGAGAAAAUGGCUGGUAGAGUACCAAGACACACAUCUGUAGUGCGGCAAUCACCAGCAAAUGUUACAGUAUACCUGAGAAAAGCCACUGAUCUUGCUCAAAAGCGUGACUAUCCCUCAGCCUACCAGUACUUCAUCAAGUACUUUGAAAGCUUGGAUAAUCCAAAUAAAGCUCCACUGAGCGUACAAAAGAUAUUCACAAAUGUCAUUUGUGAAAUUGGGACAGCUCUAGAAGCAACCAACAACAUAGAGGAGUUACUAAAAUGUUACCUCCAGGCUAUAAACUUUUUUCCGAAUAAUUACAUGAUUCUCAACAAUCUUGGUGGUUAUAUGUACAGAGUUGGAGAACUGGAAAUUGCCAGAAGAUAUUUGGAAGCUGCAGUAAAGGCAAAUCCAAAGUUUUUGCCAGCUGAGAAGAAUCUGCUUUAUGUAAAGUGGCAUCAGUUACCAAGAUGGCACUUCAGAAUGUUGAAUGAUCUUAGAAGAAAUGUGGCUUAUGUACGUGCUAUUGAUGAACUGCUUGAGGAGGGAUUCACUAAUGUUGUAGACUUGGGCGCUGGUUGUGGAUUGUUGAGCCUCAUAGCCGCCAGUAAUCCGAAAGCGAAUGUGACCGCAAUCGAAGAGAACAAACUAUUGUACAAGAUGUGCUCGGAGAUCUUGAAGGAGAACGAAGCGACUAACGUGCGCCUCUUGCACUGUAAUUCGACGGAAUUAAAGAGCGCUCCAGCCCCCUGCAACCUCCUGGUCACUGAGAUCUUCGACGUGGCGUUGUUCGGUGAACGCGCCCUCGAAACGCUCACGCAUGCUCUAAGAACGCUUGUUACUUAUCCGAAGUACAGGGUUAUACCGGCCAGGGCGCAGUUAUAUGUCACCGGCAUAUACAGCGGUUAUAUUGGGUGCCGAACAACGGUGGUAACACCCUUACCCCAGUUGAACAUAUUGAAGUCGAAAAUCUGUAUAAGACAGAGUGACUCUGAACCGUACGAGGCCGAGUAUCUGAAUAAUCCAGCCAUUGCUCUCAAAUACCAAACAGACACUGCACUUUUUGCUAGCAUUGAUUUUUCCAACUGCAACCAAUUGGAGAAGAUUGUCAAGGGCGAGAAGCAAUUUGACAUUCAAUUAAAAUGCGUGAACGAUGGAUGGGUGCAUUCACUCGCCGUGUGGUUCGACUUGGAUUUGACCCAGGAGGUGCGCAUCACAACCGAUCCACGUAACAAAAAGUGCGUGAACUGUUGGGAACAAGCGGUCUUCCAUCUCGAACGUCCCAUCCUGAUGAACAAAGGUGAAAAGUUGCACCUGAGGGCGUCGGCUGCCGAAAGUCGAUUGAAGUUCGAGGUGGUCAACAAGAACGUACGUUUCGAGGAGUACGUCAACGUUCACGAUGCUUCCGGCGAUAUCGUUACAUUCCUCAAUGAUGCGGCGCUGGUACAAGCGAUCUGUAACGUUGCGGACACUUUUAAGGAGGCCACUGAUCUUAAGGUGAUAGACUUAAACUGUUUCCCACUGUUUGGUUUUCUGAUGGCCAAGAAGGGCAGUUACGUAUAUCACGUCUACCAGAACGUCGAUGAUCUUCCGUUGUUCCGUGAGGUGAUGCGCUUGAACGACAUACCGAGUGACAGGGUAAUAUUCGUUGACUCGUCUCAAAACUGCGCCCGAUACGCUGCCUCUUGCAACGUAUUGUUUUACGAUGGCGUUAACACGGAUGGAUCGUUGGCUAAAACUGGCGGUGGAUUGGUGACCCCGCUUCUGAAGAGCGGGCUAGAGGGCGGCACAUUACCCCGUUGCAUUCCCAAAGCUAUUCAUAUCCGUGUGCAGCUCAUCGCCAGUCCGGACAUCGACAACUGGAACAAAGUCAAUAGUGACAAUUGUCUUGGCUACAAAAUUGAUAAAUUCAUGAACGAGUACACUGGAUCUGAACACCCCAACAUAUUCAACAUGCGUGCUGCUCUCUUAUCUCGCACAAUCGCCCUAAAAAGUAACCCGAUUUAUUUCGAGAGCGUGAUCCAAGUACCUGUUGUUGCUAAAGGUUUUUUGAAUGGCGUUCACUUCUGGUACGACAUCGUUUUUACACCUGAGAUCACCGUUCCAACUUACAAAUCGCUGUAUCAUCGUAAGAGCUGCGCCAUUUUGGAGAAUCCGCGUGUCGUCGAACCGGGGCAAAUUGUCAAGCUUUAUAUUAAACGAGAGGAUAAUUACUUGAAGAUUUCGAUUGUAGAUGAUUAAACAAUAUUCUCAUUCAUAUGUGUUGCAUGGCCAUUUGUCUGUUAAUGUUUGGUCUAGUUAUGCAGUACAUUUCGUCUACAAAACAUGACAAUGCUUGACUAUGUAAAAUUUGUCUGGUGUUCAAACAUGUACUACUCAACAGAGUACUUUGUAAUUUAUCAAUUAACUAUGAUAUUAAUGUAAAUCAAAAUCAUAUGAAUAUCACUGACUUAAUAGUAAAAGUCUUAAAUGUAAUUCUUCGAAUUUUGGACUGAAUUGACUGAUUGUAUUUGAAAUUAUUAAUGUGAUGGAAUAAUCUUCUCUUAGAUGUUUAAAGAUAAUUGUAUCUUGUUUAAUUGAAAAUUUCCUAUUGUAACGUUGUUUACAACUAAUUAAAUUAUUGUACAAGGUUAUAAAAUAUCAAGGAUUUUUCAAUGCUGUAACGAAUUAUAAUUUUCCAUAUUGAUGUUAUUCCAUCUUUUUAUUUUAAAUGUUUUUAAAAAUGUUUUACUAAAGUACUAGUUGUAUGAUAAGAUCAUCUUCAUGUACUUCUAUAGAAAUUCUAUCUUUAACUUAUUUUUCUAGACGUUAUUUAUUUAUAUACAGAUAUCUAAAUGGUUUAGCUUUGUCUGCUUUAUGUUAUAUAUUGAACAUACGAUGUAUGUAUUUUAUUGUAAAUACAUUAUUGAUUACCAUGUAUAGAUGAUCGAACGACGAUGUAAAAAGGCACUUGUAGAUAUGUAAAAGAUAGUAACCAUAUGGACUGAGAAAUGUUUAGAAAUUGUUUACGAGUUGGGUUAUACAGGGUAUACUAGUCACAAAAACCAAAGUUUUAAAAUUGGUUUCACUUUUAUAAAGGUAUUUUGUACUUUAUGGCCUGUGACCAACUUUAAUCAUUGGACAUGUAUUAUCAAUUUUUACUUUUCUCUCAUCUGGGAAUGAAUAUUCAGCCCAAAACUUGUUUCGUAUUGUCUAUGUCGAUGUUUUAUUGGCGUUACAAUGUUUAAUAAUAUCUUGGCUGUUUAAUUUUAAGAUAUAUUUGUGUAAAAUAUAUGGUAUAAUAAUUAUAUAAUAUAUAAUUAUUAUAAAGUCCGUUAAAUAAAGCAUACAAAGCCACA